AUGGCGCUAGGUUCGGAUUCGUCCCCCGUGGCGGAAGCUAGGCUCGCAGCCACCCCGCAUGGCGGACCUCCGCAGAGUCCGGGACCCAGGCGGAAGCUUCAGCAGAAGUUUAUGGCGGACGCGGUUAAGUGGCUGGUGGGAUUCGUUAUAGUCACGUCCUUUUGCAGCCUGCUGGUGAGCACGUGGCACAUGGUGGUUGGUGGGGGAGAACAUGGGGAGACGAGGAAUGGGAGGAUUGUUGGGCCCGCCAUCCUCACCCUCCCCCAUCCUCCCCAUUCAAUCCGCCGUGCUCGCUCGCAGUACGUUGGGUCGCUGUCAGACGCGCUUAGGAAGGAAGACAUCACCACGUCGCCCCUCAUGUCCAGCAUAACCCACCACGAGAGCAUGCAGUCAGAGCAAAUGUCAAACCUCUCAGCGACAGUUGCCGAAAUCAACAACCGCACCAGCGCUGCUCUCAACUCCCUUACCCGCCUCCACUCCCUUCUCCAAGAGCAACGCACCCACUCCCUCACUGUUGAAAACGAGCUCGCUGCUCUCACCACCGCCGCCACCACGCACCUCUCCGACCCGCCGCCUCUCUCCGCCGCCGCUCUCAGCUCCCUCUUAGCUAAGCACGCCGGGCAGCUCUCGGCAAAUUCCGAAAAGCUGACCGAGAAUUUCAAGCGGGAGCUUGUGGAUGAAGUGGUUUCGGUGAAAGAUAUGAUUCUGAGAGUGGCUGGGCCGGUGGCACAAGCAGGACUGAGGCUGGAGCUUCAAGGAGAGCUGGAGAAAGUGACUAAGGGAGUGGCGGGAUCAGUGUCAGCAGCGGUGGGGGAACACAGCAAGGAGACGGUUUCGGAACUUAGUAAAGCGCUGGUGGAGAGGAGCAAAGAGGCGGCGGCGGAGCUAGCGAGGAUAGGAGAGAAGGUAGCGGCUGAAGCUGCAAGGGCAGCUGCUGCUGCUGUGGCUGCAAAGCUGGGGCAAGCGGGAGGGCUGAGACUGGGGGUGUCUAUUAAGGAAGCAGCAGGUCGGGUGGCUGAUUUGGUGCAGCAUGCAGAGCAGAUCAGAACCCACUUGGCUGCUGUGUCGUCUUCUGGCAACGUGAACAGUACAGUGAACAGUACGGUGAUCAGUGCGGUGAACAGUGCUGUGGAGCGGUUAGAGCGGGUUGCUCGGCAGCUAGUGGAAAGAGGAGGGGAGAGGGGAGAGAGAGGGGCGGGUGGAGGAGGGGAGGAGGCAGAGCGGCUGAAGGCGGAGCUGGAAAGGAAGCAAGAGGUGAUCUCCCAGCUGCAGGCGCGACGGUCAGCAGCAGCUGGUCACGGGGCACAGGAGGAAACUGCUGCUGCCUUCCACGGCCCCUCCUAUGCACGUGAAUCCAACAUGAUUCCAGCACUUGAGGUGAUUCCAGCACUUGAGGUGAUUCCAGCACUUGAGGUGAUUCCAGCACUUGAGGUGAUUCCAGCACUUGAGGUGAUUCCAGCACUUGAGGUGAUUCCAGCACUUGAGGUGAUUCCAGCACUUGAGGUGAUUCCAGCACUUGAGGUGAUUCCAGCACUUGAGGUGAUUCCAGCACUUGAGGUGAUUCCAGCACUUGAGGUGAUUCCAGCACUUGAGGUGAUUCCAGCACUUGAGGUGAUUCCAGCACUUGAGGUGAUUCCAGCACUUGAGGUGAUUCCAGCACUUGAGGUGAUUCCAGCAGUUGAGGUGAUUCCAGCACUUGAGGUGAUUCCAGCACUUGAGGUGAUUCCAGCACUUGAGGUGAUUCCAGCACUUGAGGUGAUUCCAGCACUUGAGGUGAUUCCAGCACUUGAGGUGAUUCCAGCACUUGAGGUGAUUCCAGCACUUGAGGUGAUUCCAGCACUUGAGGUGAUUCCAGCACUUGAGGUGAUUCCAGCACUUGAGGUGGGGGAGGCGUCCUUUGCAGCGCUGGGAGUGGGGCUGCGAGCCGCAAGAGACCUGCGCCGCGCCCACCACUGUGUAUGGAAGCAAUCCAACCACUCCUCUUCCACGUCAGCCUCAUCCACCACGUCAGCCUCAUCCGCCACGUCAGCAGCAUCAGCCCCGUCAGCAUCACUGGCAGGCACAGAAGUCACGGGGUCGCUCCGCAUCAUCUACCCCGCAGACAGCAGGGAGACGACCUAUGAGACGCUCAUUCUACUCUGCUCCUUCCCCUCGCCCAUUCCUGCUGUCAAUGAGGGGGUGGUUGCGGCAGUGGUAGACGAUGAGCUCAUCCCGCUGCUGCUAAGCUCUCACCAAGCCAAACCGCACUCCACUCCCACAUUCUCCAUCACCGACCCCUCCUCCUCUCCCUCCCUCCCCUUCCACACCACCCUCUGCCUCGCCCCUCUCUACGGCCCCUCUGUCCUCCCGCGCUCUCUCCUCGAAUUCCUCCACUACCACUUCCUCCUCGGCGUCGACCACUCCACACUCUACGACUCAGGCGGCGCCACGUCAGCAGUCCGCGCCACGCUGGCUGCUGACGUGGCGCGGGGCCGCGUCGAGAUCGUCUCUCUCGACGGCAUCCGGCCGUUCAAUCCGUGGAACCAUGGGCAGAUCCUGGCCCUCCAUGACUGCCUCUAUCGCUCCCGAACCACCUCCCAAUGGGUCCUCUAUCUAGACAUGGACGAUUUUAUCUACAUCCCUCCCUCCGCAACCCCUCUCCCCAUCCCUCCCCUCCAAGCCUUCCUCUCGCGCUUCCCCUCCCCGUCCUCCCUUUCCUCCUCCUCCUCCUCGUCAUCCACUCCUGCCACAGAAGCUGCCACCACCAACGCAGCAGCAGCGCACGCACCGUCACACACACCAGCACAGCCCGCCCCAGCAGUGAUCACCUUCGGCUCGCUCUGGUUCUCCGUGCGUCACUGCCGCCCGCGGAUCGAGCACGAGGAGGAGGUGCUAGGAGUCCCACAAUACACACACGAGUACACAGACUACGAGGAGGCCAAGAGGGCUCUGCUGCCUGGUUCUGCGGACGAGGCGUGGGGAGGGCAGAGGGAUGAUGAGUUUCUGAUCGAGCGGUUUGUGUUCCACUGGCCGGAGCCCGCGUGUCAUAGUAAUGGAGAGGGCGGGCGGUUUGUGAGCCCCAAGAUGUGCCUGGGCGAGCAGGGCCACCGCAAGUUCAUUGUGGAUCCCCGGAAGGUGGAGCGCAUGGGGGUGUUUGGGCCGCAUAGUGACGACGCGCCCACCCUCUCCCUCCUGAAUCUCAGCACGGACGACCUGCUGCUGCUGCACUACCGCGAGCUCGGCUUCGUGAGCGACCUGCACGUGUGCAAUGAGACGGUGCACGUGCGCGACACCGUGGGGUGGUGGCACAACAGCACAGUUUUGUUUUCUCGUGUUCCUCUCCUCUUAACUCCUGCCUUUCCCGCUCCCCCUUUCCCCGUCCCAUUUUCUCUUCCCCUUUCCUCCGUUCCCUUCCAUCUUUCCCCUUCCCUCCUUCCCCUGGUCUCCCUCCCAUUCCCUCUCCUCCCACCUUCCAGCCUCGUGACAUCCCUGGAGCUUGACUCUCCGUUCGCCCGUCGCGCCAUCAUCCACCGAAAUUCCACUGGCACCCCCCUCCCUCCUAUCCACGCCUUCCCUGCUCUGCACUCCCUCGCUCUCCUCAUCCCUGCCUCGAAACUAACCCCCCUCACCCGCUGUUCCUCCCUCACCUCCCUCACACUCUGGAACCCCCUUUCCUCCACCCUCUCCUCCCUCGCCUCCUCCUCCUCGUCUGUCCGCGCCUCCCUCAACUCCCUCACCCUCCACUCCGCCAACCUCCAGUUCGGCCUCGCGCCCUUCGCAUCCCUCCCCCGCCUCGCCUCUCUCGCCUUCCUCUCCUGCACUAUCGACCCCUUCGACCUACACGCCCUCGCUCGCUCCCUCCACACACUCACCCACCUCACUAUUCACAACUGCCCCUUGGUCUCAAGCCACGCCCUCUUAGCCCUGGUUGAAGCCAACCCUGCCCUCUCCUCCCUCUCCCUCCACGGCACCACCUACCGCCUGUUUAGCGCCCCGCCCUUCCGCUCUCUCCUCCACCUCUCCUCGCCCCGUCUGCACACACUUGAGCUCUCAGGGCUGCCGUCCUUCCGCCCGGGUAUGCUAGCGCACUGCAUCGGCCUGCACUCCCUUGUGCUGAAGGGAAUGCCGGAGACUCUUGCAGCGCCGAGUGAGGGAGAUGCUGAGACUAGGAGUGGAGAAGGAAGGGGAGGAGGAGGGGGGGAUGGAGAGGGGGAGGGAGGGGGAAGCGUGGUGCUUCAACGGGUGUCAUUGGAUAGUCUCGUUGGCAUGCUGGUGCGCGUGGUGCAGAGGGGAGGAGAGGAAGGGGAAGUGGGAGGGGAGGCAGGAGGGGAGGAAGGACGGGAGGUUGGAGAGGGGGGUAGAGGGGGGGAGUGUGAAGCAGCAGAAGAGGUUGACAGGGUGGAGGGAGCGAAUGAAGCUACAAAUACUGCUGCUGGUGCUGCACUAGCAAGGGUGGGAGGAGCAGCGGGGCCUGCAGCAGCAGCAGCAGCAGCAGCAGCAGCAGCAGCAGCAGCAGCAGCAGCAGCAGCAGCAGCAGCAGCAGCAGAAGCAGCAGCAGCAGCAGCAGAAGCAGCAGCAGCAGCAGAAGCAGCAGCAGCAAUAGCAGAAGCAGCAGCAAUAGCACCAAGAGCAGGUAAUUCCAGAAACGGGGAAGAAAGAGAGUAUGUAGACAUCAGAACGGCGGCAGCAGCAGCCCGAGCCGACCUCAUAGAGUCAAGUCAAGACAUGGUCACUCUCAUGGAAACGGCCAAGGAGUGCCACACAGCCGUGCCGUCCGCUGUCCACUGGGCGCGCAUGGCGCGGGCGCAGCCGCAAGACGCCCUGUCCGAGAUCAAAUUCGCCAUCGCUAAAAUCAGAUCGGGCAUCUCAACGUGGCGGGCGCUGCGAGUGGCAGUGAAUCAGAAAGACGCGGCGACGGCGUGGGAGGAUGCAGUGAGUGAGGCGUUUGCUGCUGCCACGACUGCGGGCGUGUUUGUGGGCACGCGGAGCAGGGUAUGCGAGGAGGGGGAAGGAGGGUUGGUGCGCCUGGAAGACUUUGACGGAAUGCUUCCGGGUGAUGAUGACUUGCUUGUUGAUGCUGCUGAUGCUGCUGAAGGGAGUGAGGUUGGAGAGUUUGCAGCUGGGGUUGACCCGGAUGGGCAGGCAGUGGCUGUGAUGGAAUCUCUGCUGCAGCAGUAUUACGAGCAGAGCAAUGCGGCGACUGAGAGCCUCAGGACCAUGCGCGUGCCUCGUGCAACUGCUGAUGCUGCUGCCGCUGAUGCUGCUGAUGCUGAUGCUGGUACGGCGGAUGUUGGUGCUGCUGCUGGUGCGAGUGCUGCAGCCACAGGAGCAGCACCAGCAGAUGGAACAGCAGUAAUUGGUGAUACAGCCGCAACAGCGGGGCAAAGGGGAGGAGGAAUGUCGUUGCAACAAGGAAGAGGGAUGCAAGGGGAUAAAGUCUCAAGGGAGGGAGGACAGUCAGGCCGCAGAAACAACAGUAGCAAAAGGAACGUUAUGGGCAGCCGAAAAUCAGUGGGCAGCAGCAGAAGAGCACGGAACAUGGGAGGCCAAUCAUGUGGCAUCUCCGGGAUUCUUGUGGAGGUGCUGUGCCCUCCCUUACACUCCUUAACCCUUAAGGACUUUCACUUCACCUGCACUCCCAUGCCUACGUGGCUGCCUCCAUCCCUUCCCUCUGAAUCGCCUCUCAUGUGCCUCUCUUCCGCUCCUGCAUCCCUUCCCUCUUCUUCUUCUUCUUCCACUUCCCGCUCACCUUCUCACUUCGCUCCUGCUGCCGUUUCAAGGGCAGUCUCUCAGCCGCAGUCCUUCCAAUCUGUUGCACUCGCUGCUGUUUUCGGGCAGCUGAAACGCCUCACACUGGUGUCGUGCUUCGGGCUGAAGGAGGAGCAGAUGGUGCUGAUGCUGCGUGCUUGCCCAAUGCUGGUGGCUUUAAUCGUGGACGACAACGAGGACUUUUCAGACCGGGUGGUUGCAAAGAGCAGACUGGAGAUGCUGACGCAUUUGACCGUGCUUGAGUGUGAUGCAAUCACUGCAGAUGGCAUUGGAGGGCUGCUGGGAAGCUUCCCAAAGCUGCAGGAGUUGAAGGUGGAAGCAAGCAAGGUUGGUGACAGGGCUCGCAGAGAGCUGCUUCGAGCGGGCGUGGCUCUGAGUCACAGGUGA
Molecule: messenger RNA, 6135 nt
Organism: Closterium sp. Naga37s-1
Lineage: Eukaryota; Viridiplantae; Streptophyta; Zygnematophyceae; Desmidiales; Closteriaceae
Source: the annotation of a GenBank genome assembly